UUGAGCGGACACUAGUUUUGGUCCAUGGCUCUAUAUGUACAAAAGGGCAGAACACCAAAAGCUUCACAAUAAAACAAUACUGAAGAACUUGAAGAAUCCAGACAUGCAAAUGAUGAUCAUGAUCCUUCUCUUAUGCUCAGUAAUCUUCAUUACCAUUCUCUUCUUGACGAAAGGGGGAAAAAGCAACACACCAUCAUCACCACCUAGACUUCCCUUGAUCGGAAACCUCCAUCAGCUGGGGCACCAUCCUCACCGAUCACUAUGCUUCCUCAGCCACCGUUAUGGUCCUCUAAUGCUCCUUCACUUCGGUAGCAUCCCCGUUCUCGUAGUCUCUUCGAUGGAGGCGGCCAAAGAAGUUUUGAAGACGCACGACCGCGUGUUUGCAAGCCGUCCACGGUCUAAAAUCUUCCAAAAGCUUCUUUACGAUGGACACGAUGUGGCCUCAGCUCCUUAUGGAGAGUAUUGGAGGCAAAUGAAAAGUGUAUGUGUCCUCCAUCUCCUAAGCAACAAAAUGGUACGUUCCUUUCGAAACGUGAGAGAAGAAGAGAUGAGCCUGAUGAUGGACAAGAUCCGGAAAGCAAGUUCUUUACCGGUGAAUCUAAGCGAGCUCUUAGCAAAUUUAACGAACGAUGUGAUAUGUAGAGUUGCUUUGGGAAGGAAGUACGGCUGUGAGACGGAUUUUAAGGAGUUAAUGGAAAGGCUCACAAGGCUAUUGGGCGUGUUUAGUGUCGGGACUUAUGUCCUGUGGCUUGCAUGGAUUGAUUGGAUCCGAGGUCUGGAUAGUCAGCUAGAAAAGUUAAGAAAUGAUAUUGAUGAGUUCUUGGAGAGAGUUUUAGAAGAUCAUGAAGAUAGUGACGGAGACAGGACUGAUUUUGUGGAUGUGUUGCUCAAGAUUCAGAGAGAGAAAAGCGUCGGGUUUGACAUCGACCGAGUCAGCAUAAAGGCAAUCAUCUUGGAUGUUUUUGUAGGUGGUUCGGACACAUCUUACACCCUUAUGGAAUGGGUAAUGACAGAGCUUCUACGUCACCCCGAAUGUCUUAGCAGACUUCAAGAAGAAGUCCGUACAAUUUGUAAGGAAAAAUCGAGCGUAUUGGAAGAAGACAUUCAAGACAUGAACUACUUAAAAGCUGUGAUUAAAGAGACACUAAGGCUACAUCCUCCACUUCCAUUGAUGGUUCCUCAUGAAUCAACACAUGAUGUCAGAUUAAGAGAUUACCGCAUACCUGCCGGUACACAGGUAAUGAUCAAUGCAUGGGCAAUCGGGAGAGAUGUUGCGACAUGGGGACCAGACGCAGAGGAGUUUAGACCAGAGAGGCAUUUACAUUCAUCUGUUGAUUUCCGGGGUCAAGAUUUUGAGCUGAUUCCAUUUGGAGCAGGGAGAAGGAUUUGCCCAGCUAUAUCAUUCGCUGUGGUGUUGAAUGAGGUGGUUUUAGCUAACUUAGUGCAUCAGUUUGGUUGGAUAUCUACAGAAUAUCAGGCAGAAGUUGCUGAAUCAACUGGUAUUGCAAUUCACCGUAUGUUCCCUCUUUACGCCAUUCCAUCAUCUACUUCUUGACUUGGGAAUUAUACAUAUAUGUUUUAUUAAUAAUGUUAUAUGUGCACAAACAUGUUUGUACUCAUUUGAAACUUUUACAAGCAAAAGAGUCUUUGAUAUUUA
This is a messenger RNA of Brassica oleracea var. oleracea, 1657 nucleotides long. Its product is annotated as cytochrome P450 71A26-like. The record is from RefSeq and is a predicted model, not a curated record. Gene Ontology annotation, molecular function: iron ion binding; monooxygenase activity; oxidoreductase activity, acting on paired donors, with incorporation or reduction of molecular oxygen. The transcript is spliced from 2 exons. Lineage: Eukaryota; Viridiplantae; Streptophyta; Magnoliopsida; Brassicales; Brassicaceae. Bases 35 to 1555 code for a protein of 506 amino acids.